Molecule: messenger RNA, 3141 nt
Organism: Cuscuta epithymum
Lineage: Eukaryota; Viridiplantae; Streptophyta; Magnoliopsida; Solanales; Convolvulaceae
Source: the annotation of a GenBank genome assembly
AAAUAUAGCAAACACAAAUGUGACAAUCUCACGUGCAUAAACUUUUAUAUCAAUGAUACGGUAUGGUGUCACUCGAAGUGCCAGGAAAAUUGCACAGAAGACGGAAAAGAGAGUUCAACGUCGUGCCGGAGACCAUCGCGCCAUGCGCGAACACCUGCGGCGUCACCGGCAGUCCUGCCAUCAACAUGUGUCAAAAGUGCUUCGCCUCAACCACCAUGUCCUCAUCCAGCUCCGUCUCGGGGUCCUCAGUGGCGAUUCCGCUCAAGUUCUCCGAGGUGAGAAACCCCCGUCCCCCAAGAUCUACCUUCCCGAGGUUGUCUCCUGCGAGGUUGGUUCCAGAUCUGAACAACCAGGCCCGGCCGAACAAGACCAUUGAGAAAAGCGAUGAUGUCUCAACAUCUGCUGCCAAGAGUGAGGUCGAAUUGACCCGAUUCUGCUAAAGUGCGACGAGGGAGUUUGGAUGGUGAAGUUUGGUGUUCGUUGUUGUGAGGUGCAGCUGGUUUUUUGGAGAACGUCGUUCAAGUUGGGGGCGGUCUGGCAAAGGGUAUUUUUGUCCUUCAAGUGAAAAUUAGUCCUAUCUAUGAAUUAAAAAGUCCGAACUCCUAUUUGCCUUCGGUUCGUAUGUUUUAGUCCUAUUGACGUCUUUUUCCCAAAUGUGAACUCCUCCACUUUUAAUCAAUCAUUGGUACACACCAACGAUUCGACCAUUUUUGGAACAUAAAGUAUUUCUAAAAGGAUCCACAACUCGUUUUCCGAAAACUGAAAGAAGACUCACUAGCAACUGUGAACUUGAUAAUGCAAAGAUAUCUUUUGCAAACAAUGAUAAUAAGUACACUCAUGGUACAUCAAUUCAAAUGCCAAUGCACACCCAACUUGAAACAAUUUCCCAGUUCCAAAUGACAACUAAAAGCUUCGUAUGGACAUCGAGCGAUUUUCAACAUGGACUCCAAGCGGUUUUCAACAUGACAACUAUGGUGAUGGCGGCGACAAUAGACUGCAUAUUGUGAUUGGCGGUGAUCACCUUAUUAUUCGUUAGAUCGAGUUAUUGAAGUCCAACGUUUAACACUUCCGUUUUCUUUUCUCGGUUUAUCGGCUCACCCGCAAAAAAAGAGCCUGGAUGUCGUCUUUCCCGAUUCAUUCCUCCUUAGCUCUCCAUGAAUUCGCAGACCGCAGAGCUUAGGUUGAGAGGAGUCUUCUUCUGCCAAGCCUCUCAGCCUCCAUGGAGUACAAGCAGCUUCAAUAAACAUCUAUGGCCUCACCGGGAACUCCAAUCUCUUUUCAAGAAAGCUUUUUGUCGUUUCGGCUAAUUUGGGAAAAGUCUCUUGGGCGGGGAGAACCAUCAAUUUCAGCCCAGCUCUUUCAAUCUCAUGAGAUGAUACAUAGAUAUCAACAGAGGAUGAGCGGCAUCUGGGGUAGGUCAAAGACAAGUUCGGUGCUUAUUGUGUGCACUUCAGUUUUCCUAAAAGUUUGGUGGUUGUUGAGGGGCAUUUGACAGAAGCGGAUGCUAGAGAAAUAGAGUUUGAGAAGCUGGUUAUUGAGUAUAUUUAUUCCAAGUUAAGUGUAAGAACGAGAAAGAUGUUUGGGUCUGACUCUUGGAUUAAUCAGAAACUUUAUGCUUGAGAUGAGGUUUUUUCGUCCAAAUUUUCCGCUAGCCAAGAUCUUCCCUCCUUGUUUGUCUUAAUCAUGAAUUCCCCACUUGCAGGUCUGCGGCAAUGUGUUACUGCUCCUAUUUCCAAACAAAAAGUCCCUCCCCUAAAGGUGAGGACUUUAGGUCUACAAGAUCUAUGUACUAUUGAGAGAAGAAACCCCUCAAGGCACUAUGCCAUUAUCUAAGGUGAGAUGGACUUUCUGAGCGUGAGAAGCUUCGUCCAUCCCUUCUUUCCAGCUCUGUGCUUCUGGUCGUGUUGCUCUCCAUAGUGCCUCUUUCCCAUCUAAAUUCUAGGGUUCGCAAAAAAAAUCAUCUGCCGAAACCGGCAAGAAGCUGCUCCGUCAUGGAGAAUGACUACCAUAGGUUCAGAGAAGCUUCAAAGUGUCACUGGGAAUCUAUGAAACUGUGUUAUCAGAAGGCUGCAUCAGCUUCUACCAAUGAAAAUCUGUGCUGCUUACCUUUCUGAACAGGUAAUUAACUUAUUGGAAAAAGGAGGUAUUGAAUGGUGGGAGGAAAAUAGAGGAGUAUUGCUCAUGAAGCUUCACGGGGAAGCAAAUUUUCUUGAAAACCAAAAUGGUUCUAAGCUGAAGUGUUGAUCCCUUAACAUGCCACCCUCAACUGCUUAAGUCAUUGCACUCAUCCCUUGAUCUGUACUGUCAAAACACAAAAGUCAAAGCAUUAUAAAGAAACAUUUCUGGUUAUACAGUAGGGGGGACUUUUACUAGAACAUGGUUGUGUUCUAGGUAAUUUCCUUCAUCAGUUCAGUAUCCACAGGCUGAAAAUAUCUUUUGCAGCUCGGGUCUGCCAAACUUUUCAUGAUAACACUAUAUCUAUUAGCCUUUUAAUUUAUUUUCUUUUCGACCCAAACUUACUUUAAUCUUUUAUUCAAACAAAAGUAAUUACCUGAUAAUUGACUGAACUAUGGUUUAGUAAAUUUUUUGUAUAAUAAAACGACAUACUUGAUAAUUUAUUGGCGGCUGUUUUUUCAUAGUAAAAGUUUGUUUGUUCAUUAUGAUGACAAACUGCCCAAUAUGAUGACACUAACAUCCCUUUCUUAUUUAGUUUUUAUUCACUCUUGCUUCUGAUUUUUUCCCCAACUUGUGAUUUUGUAGGUUGGUGAAGUUUAUAGGUCUCUUAACUUCACAUUUUUCAACUAUGACAAUACUUACAUAUUUUACUUAAGCGGUUUGUUAUGCAUAUGCAAUUAGAACUCCAUUUGCAACUCCAUGGAUUACUGAGGUUCAGCUUCACUACCCAUCUUCGUUCAUGUAGUUCCUGUUAAUGCGAUUGCAUUUUAUGUUACCUUAGCCUUCUGGAUUAAUAUCCUUUGUUAAUUGAAGUUGUUUUUGCGAUUGCAUUUCUCAGAUUAUUGAAGUUGUUUUUGUUUAGGUAAUUUUGAGUUUAACUAAAUCUGCCAUUUCCUUUUUGUUACUGAAUAAAAACGGUAUGUAACUAAACUUACUAAAGUCCAUGUUUAACUAUUUCAUUUCUUC